AUGGCGGCACCCAAGGCUCUGGUUGUCAGUAUCUCAGGAUGCUCUUCCAGCGGCAAGACAACCCUCGCACGACUUCUCCGUGACAUCUUGCCCAGUACCUUCAUCUUACACGAGGAUGAUUUCUACCGCCCUGAGAAUGAACUCCCUUCCAAGAAUGGCCUUCUAGACUGGGACUGCGCAGGGGCGAUAGAUAUCCCAGCCAUGGCAGACUCCCUGGCCUAUAUCCGACAACAUGCAGCUUUUCCCCCUACUCUAGAUUCCAAGGAAGACCAGAACUCCGUGGGGAAAUGCCCUGUCCCUGACUCUCAGGUUGCUGAGCUCAAGUCCAGAGUCGAAUCCCACCUACCCUCAACCCAUCCCCUCAACACCAAAGCACUUCAGCUAUGUCUCUUAGAUGGAUUUCUGCUCUAUCCCCCAUCCAUGGCACCCAUCAAGCCUUUUCUUGACGUGAAGCUCUUCUUGCGCACUGAAUACGCAAAGGCCAAGGCUCGUCGAGAAGCUCGGGAUGGCUAUGUGACCAUCGAGGGCUUCUGGGCUGAUCCUCCUGGUUACGUUGAUGACAUCGUGUGGCCCAACUACGUCGAGGAACACGCUUGGAUGUUCAAGGAUGGUAAUGUCGAAGGGGAUUACCGCCUAGAUAUCAUCUCCAAGGAGGGUAUCAAGGUCCCUACGGAGGCUGGAGUGGAUGGAGACAUGGGCAAGACACUGGAGUGGGCGGUCGACACGAUUCUAAAGGAGCUCGAGAAACUAAUCUAG
Molecule: messenger RNA, 756 nt
Organism: Clonostachys rhizophaga
Lineage: Eukaryota; Fungi; Ascomycota; Sordariomycetes; Hypocreales; Bionectriaceae
Source: the annotation of a GenBank genome assembly